GUGAAAGGAAAAGCGACCACAGCCACCGGCAGGGCUUUGCAGGUGGAAAAAAUGCUUAGGCACAAAGGAGGCUUCUGCCCAAAAGCUGGCCCUGCAGGUGACAGGGAACAACAACAACAGCCCUCCCCAACACACCUGACACCAACACCUCUGACCCAGCGCUUUCGCAACCCCGUUCACCCACUACAGCCACUCUGCCCCGAGACCACAACUGCCACCACAAUCCCCGGCCACGGACACCCCAGCUAAACCCUGCCUGUCCCGAGACCACUACAGCCACCAGCCCAAACCAGAAACCACGGGCGGAAACCCCCAGCAAUCGGAAAGCGAAGAAGGGAAAGCUGCCACCAUACAAAGCCGCACGCCCGGCGGCGUCCCAAGCACAGCCACCAGCACCAACACCAGCAGCACCAACACCGAGCCUCGCCGGGCUCCUGCUCAGCACCGGCCGACAGCACCCACAGACCCACCAUGGCUGCGCUCAAAGCCCCACAGACACACCUGCCGCACGCCGCCCCGGCGCUCCCGCUUCUCCUCACCGCUCUCGCCACCGCCCUCGCCUGCCAACAGCUCUGGACACACGACGACACCUUCCCUGGCGACGCACUCCGCCUCUUCCAGGACAUGGCUCCCAGCCACACACAGCCCUGCCACCUCCAGGAGCCGCCCUUCUUCCCCGACACCCUCCUCCGCGACAACCUCCACCCGCACCAAGCCGCCGUCACCGCCCUACGCAUCCUCCAGCACCUCUUCCACACCCUCAGCACCAACAGCACCCGCCAGCACUGGCCCACCCAGGCUCGCAACGACCUCCUCAACAAACUCCAGCACCACAUCCACCUCCUCGAGCAAUGCCUCCCCGACAACGCCGCGCUCUUCAAAGGACCACGCAACCUGCUGCUCACCGUCAACAAGUACUUCAGGGACAUCCACCUCUUCCUCCGUGCCCACAACCACAGCGCCUGCGCCUGGGACCACGUCCGCCUCGAAGCUCGCGCCUCUUUGCAGCACCUCCACAACCUCACACGCACCAUGCGCCGCUAGCACAGACACCCACGCCCAAAACACCCACCUCCAGGACCUCACCCGCCCGUCCCCCCAACCAGCGACAACCGACGUGCCUGUAACAACCGCACGGCACUCGCAGCCUGCAACCACUGCGUCUCCACUGGUACAGCCUCUCCCCUUCAUUAGGACUGAAGACUUUCUCUACUCAAUUAUUUGUUUGCUCAUUUAUUUAUUUAUUACCUUAUUUAUUUAUUUGCCUAUUUAUUUACUUAUUCACGUAUUUAUUUUUCUACUUACUCGCUAUUUUAUGCCACGGAAAAUAAAGACCCAUGACAAAACAACUGCCACUGCCUCUUGUCUCACUAGCACUGCAACCGCUCUUUGGGCCGGGGGAAAGCCUUCUCCGUUCAACACCAACUCCAAGCCCCGCUCCAAACAGUCCCUGCCCACUCUUCUCACUGGCCCAGCAGCAUCCUGGAGCAACCACUCGGGAAAAGCCAUUGCCAGCAUUUGGCCAACACCCCAGAAUCACCACCCAAAAAUAAAGAAGCGCUAAGGUUGGAAAGCACCGCUGCAGCUCAUCCGCUUCAUCCAUCCAAAUGCCUGGCCCUGGCACUUACAGACAAGGAUGGCCCGCGGGACAGUGUCAAACACUUGCCACAACUCCAGGCACACAAGGUCACUUACUCUUACACAGCGCUCCACAGCCCUAACUACACAGAACAUCACCAAAAAUGCCGGGAACGGCAAUUUCCCACUUUCAAAAGCCACAGUCAGUCCCCAUUUCCAGUCACCUGUCUCAUUUCCAGCGGCCUUAGCAGAGCUUCUCUUUCCCACAGAAGCUGCCUCAUCAUCUUGCCUGCAACGAAGCUCACGCUGACUGCUCUGCAGUUCACACACUCUUCUGCUAUUCCCUUUGUAAAAACAGGGGGACUCUUUCCCUUCUUCUACUUAUCGGUGACUUGACAAACAUCAUUUCUCAAAACCGAUCAACGCUGGCCUACAACUCCACCUGACAGUCCUCUCAGGACUUGCAGAUGAAUCUCAUCAUGGACUUCCACAUACUCAGCUUCCUUAGACGGUCUCACACCACAUCUUAUCCUCCAGUGGCCUCGGCCUCUUCAUUCUUCAUUGCAGGGCUCCCAGCACUUGCCUUCCGUGAUGUUGGCAGUGUGGCAGGAGCUCAAUGACACACAAGGCUGCAACCACCUGCUCCUCUCCACAGCCUCUUCUCCCUGAAGUCUAAAACCCCCAGACCCCAGCACCCACUCAUCGUACGAAUAGUCACGAGGCUACGUCCUCGUGAGGCCAGCCAUGUCAUCCCCGCGCAAAUCUGUGAACAAACAAAGAGGUGCAAACACCUCUUUGCUCUCCCCAGAUUUUGGCCUUUCUUUAAAGGCAUCUGAAACUACUGGCAGGUCUUCUCUACUCCACCUGAAGCAGCCCAGCCCCCUCAGCCUUUCUCACACGUGAUGUCCUCUCAUGCCCUCUGCAUCUUCGCAGCAGACAUUCCUGCCAAAAGCUCCACUCCUCCCCGCCAUGAACUAAAGAGCCUUGAGCUGGACACACUCUUCCGGGGGAGGGCUCCGGCAAUCCCAAAACACAGCACCGUUCCUCUGGCGGGCGACAGUCCCCCUUCGCUCUCUGCCUGCCUCAUCUACGGAAGCAGGCGAAACAAAACUAUGGCCCCGCUCUAACGCCAAACAAACACCACCACAGACACACAGCAAACAACACAGGAGCAACAAAGCUCUCCCGGUUUUCCUACUCCUUCUUCAUCGACCCUAUUUUGAAAUGUCUUGUUGCCCUGCCACCUCAGCUUCCGAGACGGCACCUGGGCCACACCGCUGCAAGAACGCACUCGCGGCCUCCGAGGCUUACUCCCGCACACAGC
Messenger RNA from Poecile atricapillus (Black-capped chickadee), 2902 nucleotides. Its product is annotated as interferon-like. The record is from RefSeq and is a predicted model, not a curated record. Gene Ontology annotation, molecular function: type I interferon receptor binding; cytokine activity. Gene Ontology annotation, cellular component: extracellular region. The coding region runs from base 472 to 1044 and encodes 190 amino acids. Gene Ontology annotation, biological process: defense response; T cell activation involved in immune response; B cell proliferation. Lineage: Eukaryota; Metazoa; Chordata; Aves; Passeriformes; Paridae. The transcript has a single exon.